AUGGCUAAACGGAGAUUACGCAGCAUUGAGAACAGGUUCAAGGCAGAUCCCAAGUUCAAAGAAGAUUACACUGCCUUCAUGGAAACACUGUUGGAGAGAGGUCAUGCGGAACCAGCACCUGUGGGAUUUGACAAAGGAAAGGUCUGGUACAUUCCUCAUCUUGGUGUAUACCACAAGAAAAAGAACAAGAUUCGAGUGGUGUUUGAUUGCUCUGCGCGAUAUCAAGGUGUCUCCCUUAACGACAACUUACUCCAGGGACCUGACCUUACAAACAAUCUUCUUGGUGUGUUGAUGCGAUUCCGGGAGGAACCAGUGGCUGUCAUUGGAGACAUUGAAGCGAUGUUCUAUCAGGUGAAGGUCCCAGUAAAUGAAAGAGACUAUCUGCGAUUUUACUGGUGGCCCAACGGGAAUACUGCGAAUGAGCCAAGGAGCUACAGGAUGACGGUUCACCUGUUUGGAGCCUCAUCAUCUCCCAGUGUUUGCAACUUUGCUCUUCAGAAAACUGCAGAGGACAGUCAAGAACGGUUUCCCCAAGAAGUUCAGGACACACUGAAAAGAAAUAUGUAUGUCGAUGACUGUCUGACCUCCGUUGCUACAGAGAAGAAGGCGAUUAGUCUUAUACAUGAUGUGACUCAAAUGUGUAAAUCCGGAGGAUUCCGACUUACCAAAUGGACGAGUAACAGUGAUGAGGUUGUGGAAUCUAUUCCAGAGGGUGAUCGUGCCCAAGAAGUCAAGUUGUGGAGUCUGGAUAGUAAGCCACCUAUCGAAAGAGCUCUCGGAGUUUAUUGGUUCAUGGAGAAUGACUCCCUUGGAUUCCAAAUUCAGAUGAAAGACAAGCCCGUUACUAGAAGAGGUAUUCUAUCAGUAACCAGCUCAGUGUACGAUCCUUUAGGAAUUGCAUCCCCGUUUGUUCUUAAGGCCAAGUCAAUUCUGCAAAGACUUUGUAGGGAUGGUAAGGGAUGGGAUGAGGAGAUCACAGGAAAAGAUCUGAAGGACUGGACCGAUUGGUUGCUUCAGCUACCUGAACUAGAGCAUGUUACCAUUGAUCGGUGUUACAAAGGGAAAAACCUCGGCAAGGUAACCUCCUGUCAACUUCAUGGUUUCGCAGAUGCAAGUGACAUUGGAUAUGGAAUGGUAUUCUAUCUUCGACUCGUUGAUGUAACCGGAAAGAUCCACUGCUCGUUCUUGUUCGGGAAGGCGAGAGUCGCACCACUGAAGGCAGUGACUAUACCCCGGAUGGAACUUACAGCAGCCUCUUCUCUAGUGAAGUUGGGCAGGAUGGUGACAGAACAGCUGAAUUACAACAUAGAUCGAUUCAUCUUUUGGACUGACAGCACUUCAGUCUUAAGGUAUAUCGCAAACAAGAAUUUGCGCUUCCACACGUUCGUAGCUAACCGCAUUGCUCUUAUCCACGAAGCUACGUCGGAAGAUGACUGGUAUUACAUCAACACUAAGGAGAAUCCAGCUGAUGUUGCAUCAAGAGGAACGAGCAUUUCGAAGUUGCCUGACUCGUGGACUCGUGGACCAAUGUUCCUCUGGAAAUCCGAACGUGAAUGGCCCGUUGUGGAAAAGGAUGUUCAGAUCACGGAUAAAGAGAAUGAUCCUGAAAUAAGGACGACUGCGUGCGUUACAUCAGUUGUUUUAGACACAAACAGUGGUGUCGAAAAUCUUUUCGACUAUUACUCCAACUUUAAUAAGCUUAGGAGAGCUACUGGAUGGCUUAUGAGAGCUAUGGACAACCUGCAGGGAGCUGUUGAGAGGAGCCGGCAGAUAAAACAGGACAUCAGCAGUUCAGAAUCUGAUCCUGUGAAACGCGACCAGAAAAUAAAGUUAGCAUUGUCGAAAGAGAGACAGGAUAGACUUCUCAAAGGACAGAAAAACCUUCGUACAGCGUGCCGGUCUGUGGAUAUUCUGGAACGAGCUGAAGCCGCGUUGAUUAAGUAUGAGCAACGAAAGUACUUCGCAGCCGAAAGCAAGAUCCUUCACCAGGACAAGGGUGUUCAGUCGCGAAAACUCAAGAAGACUUCGAAAUUAUUCAAGAUGGACCUCUUUGUUAAAGAUGGUGUCAUUCGCGUAGGAGGUCGUCUUGAAAGAGCUGCAAGGACGCCAGAAAUGGAUGAAGAAACGACGUAA
Molecule: messenger RNA, 2133 nt
Organism: Pecten maximus
Lineage: Eukaryota; Metazoa; Mollusca; Bivalvia; Pectinida; Pectinidae
Exons: 1
Coding region: 1-2133 (710 amino acids)
Source: RefSeq, a predicted model, not a curated record